This is a messenger RNA of Ostrinia nubilalis (European corn borer), 2344 nucleotides long. Its product is annotated as oxidative stress-induced growth inhibitor 1-like. Lineage: Eukaryota; Metazoa; Arthropoda; Insecta; Lepidoptera; Crambidae. Bases 536 to 2269 code for a protein of 577 amino acids. The record is from RefSeq and is a predicted model, not a curated record. The transcript is spliced from 11 exons.
UGAAACAGUGGCACUUUGCGCGAUUAAAAAAUAAGAUUAUUUUACUGAAUUACAAAGGAGACAUAGUUAUAAUUAAGAUAAUUUCAUAACUAUUCGUUCUAGUUAUUUAUCGGUGUAGUGUGAUUAGUGUAUUGUGUAUUGUAAUAGAUCUAACUUAUAGUGGGUAUCAUCGGUUUCAUUUACCAUCGCUUAUUUUGCCAAAUGACGUCCACUGCUGGACAAAGGCCACCAAGGGUUUCCACAACGAGUCGUCCUGCGUGGUCUGCAUCCAGGCACCUCCCGCGACCUUCACCAGAAGUAUACCUAGAUAUCGAAAAAAAUCGUCGCAAGCGCAGACCAUCGAACUAAAAGACACAAAACAGUCAGCAGGACUCAAAACUGAAUGUGAUAUAAUUUAUUUAUUUAUUAUUAGUACGCAUUUAACUAACUGACGACAAUACUCAAAAGUCAAUUAACAGACUAUAAAAGGCGGGAAAGAGAAAAGAGCACAGAUAACAAUUGCAAGGAGGUUAUAUUUUAUGUUUGAAGGAUAAAUAUGAGAGACACCAUGAAGUCCUGCCAACACACACUGUCAAACGACAUCGAAUACAAAGAGGUCGUUGUCAUUGGCAACGGCCCCAGCGGGAUGGUGACGUCAUUCAUGCUGGCAGGAAACGUGCCCUACCUGAAGAGAGUGCCAGAAGACCUGCCCAUCGAUGACAUGCUCAGAGCCAGAUUAUCAAACCUGCCAGAAGGACAGAAUUUAUACGAAACAGACUUACUGGAGCUAGCCGAAGGUCUGGAGGGUAGAAGCCAGAACCCCAUCCCUUUAUUGAUGGACAACCUUCUGAGGCCGUGCGCUGACCUAGGCAUCCCAGCUGACCCACUGAUCGAGUGGAAAUAUGACGUGGAGAAACAGAUCUCGCACAUAGUGCUGGGGCGGGGCCCGCCCGGCGGCGCGUGGCAUACCUUCCCGCCCGGAGUGCGGACGCUUUCACCCGGCGCCUGGUUGUCGCUACCACCGCUGGCUGCCGCCGCGCCUGGGAGACUGAGGGCUCGAGCUGUAGCCGAUUAUUGUAGGAGAUACGUACGCGUUUGUAGGCUACAGAGGUACUUCCGCAGCGGCGCGGUGGUGACGAGCGUGACGCGCGCGCCGCGUGUGGCUGCGCCGCGCUGUGUCGCGUCGUGCCCGCUGCAGGCCGGCUUCUGGGUCUCGGGCUUCGACGUGUGCGAGGGUCGAGCCUUCCGCUACUUAUGCCGGCGCGUGGUGGUGGCGUGCGGCGCCGGCGCCAGACCUAACUCACUACCACAUGCCACAGAUGCACUACACGCGCUCGCGGAUAUCGAGCAGGCUCUUACUGAGCUGGGAGACUGUGGCGGCACGCACACAGCGCUAGUAGUGGGUUCCGGCGCGAGCGCAGCGGACGCGGUGGGCGCGGCGCGCGCGCGCGGCGUGCGGGCGCUGCACGUGCACCGCGCGCCGCCCGCUGCGUUGGCUAGGCUGGAUCCGCAGGAGUAUCCCGACUACUGCCAGGUCUACAAAAUGAUGUGCGACGGCUCCAAAGGCAACUACCCCAAUUACAAGUCGUUCCCGGACCACGUGAUCAUCGACGUCACGCCCGAGGUCACCGACCCCGCCUGCGGACACGCCCUAAAGCGCGUGCGCCUCCUCAACCUGACCACAGACCACGUGACCGAGGUCACCGUCUCUCUCAUAGCGGUCCUCAUCGGAUCCAAACCAGACCUCUUCUUCCUCCAAACAAACUUCAACCUCAACUGCAUACAACAAGACGACUGCAUCAACUGCCUCCAAGAAAAGCACGUCAAGAAAAAAAUUGACGACGAACGCAAGGAAUGCUUCCUCAAAAACCACUGGAUGAACUUCAAAAACGUAUUGGAACAAGGCAUCAAUAGCUGCAAAUCUAGGUACUUGAAUUAUUCCGAGAUAAACGGGAACACAGACACAAAAUGUGAUCUGUCAGACUGCAACAGACGGCCGGAGAAGACGAGAUGCGCGUGCGAUAAGACUGAAAAAAUCAUUCCGGACAAUUGCGAGUGCCAGGCUAACCCGUAUUCGAGCGGGAUCGGUUUCGGUAUCGAUCCCAAGAAGCCUGUGGAUGGCAGAGCGAACCCAGUGGCCAUAGACAAGAGCACGCACGAGCUGCUACACGGCCCCAAAGGUGUCUAUGCCCUCGGGCCGCUGACUGCGGACAAUUUCGUCCGCUUCAUCCCAGGCGGCGCCCUGGCACUAGUAGCGCACAUACACAAAGACAAGAAGUCAGCCGAGUGACUUGCCAUACCUAAAGUGAUUGUGAUUUCAAAAUACUUAAUUGUUUUUUUACAAUAAAUUAUUUUUUAUACCCUA